GUCAGAGCCGUGACUGAAAUGUCUUUACCGAGUGGCGGCGACCCAGCGUGGAGCUGAGGUGAACAAGUCCCUUCACGCCUGCAAACACUCAUCACGUGAAUCAUGGGGAAUUCCUACGCCGGGCAGUUGAAGUCUGCUCGCUUCGAAGAGGCCCUGCACAACUCCAUCGAGGCGUCGCUGCGCUCCAGCAGCGGAGAUCCGCAACCCAUCUUCACGCAGCUCUACCUGAAGCCCGAGCCUUAUCCUGCCAACGUGGACGCUGACGUGAAACCCAAAGUGGAGCCCCACAGCGGCGAGCUCCCCGCCCAGGAGCUGCUGACCAACAGCCACUCAUCCAAUGACGCGGAGGAGCUGGAGGAGGAAGAAGACUCGGAUAGCAACAGUCCCCCGCUGCCCUACUUGCAGACUCCUGUGCCAGAGGGCUGCUGCACUAUGGAAGGAUUCUGCCAGGCCGGCAAGGACCUGCGCCUAGUCUCCAUGGCGACGGAGCCCGUCGAUGUCCCGACGGGCUUCGAGCUGGUCGGCGCCAAGUCCCCCAGCGUGGCCGAGCACAUCCUGGUGUGCGCCGUGGACCGCCGCUUUUUGCCCGACGACAACGGCAAAAAUGCACUUUUAGGUUUUUCCGGAAACUGCGUGGGCUGCGGCGAGAAGGGCUUUCGCUACUUCACCGAGUUCUCCAACCACAUCAACCUGAAGCUGUCCACGCAGCCCAAGAAGCAGAAGCACUUAAAGUAUUACCUGGUGAAGAACUCUCAGGGUGCUUUGUGCAAAGGACCGCUCAUCUGCUGGAAAGGUAGCAAAGGUCUCCAUCCCAUUUGCUCCAGAUCUCCAGCCUCUCUCCUGGCCUUUCUCUCUUCAGACAGUAAAACGCGGCAGUUGUCCAGCGGGGCGGCGUCCACGUCCAAACCCGGCUCGUCGUCCUCAGUCAGCAGCAAAGAGAACGGCGGAACCAGCGCAAACGGAUCGUCUCCUUUCUCCCUUUCGGAUUCUCCACCCACCAGAAUGACGCCGGCUUCCGUGUUCUUCAAUAGCCCGAAUCUGAGCAGAGAGUGCGGCUUCAUCAAGCCUCUCGGCGCCACGCCUGGAAACAAGACGCUCCCGCUAGUUCCCACCGCCUUGAGGGUAAACGGGCCAACAAAUGGCUUGGCUGUGGACGGGCGUCCCCCCUUACUCAGCCCCUCCCAGGUCACCUUAGGAGCUCAGGGCCAAGCGUAUCGAAGCCCCGACUUGGGAGACAGUCCGGUGUCAUCUGCCAUGAACUCCGGUCCUCCCAAGAAGCGCCAUCGAAGGUGGCAUCCCACUUCAAUGGUCCCGGUCCCGCCCACGGCCGUCCCCGUGCCGGCCAUCCGACCCGUCGUCUGCCCUCCGGGUUCUGUCGUAGGUUCUGUGGUUUCUCCCCAAGCCCCCGGGCCGGGCGUCAUCCAGCCUCAGCCUGUCAGCGCGGGGGCAUCCGUCAUCAUCCCAGACAACCUGCUCAACUGUGUGGGAGUUCGCCCCGUCCUCCUCAUUGGGCACGGCACCUUACCUUAUUUCUACGGCAAUGUGGGGGAAGUGGUGGUGAGCCCCCUGCUGGUGGGCUGCUACAAGAACAGCCCACUGAGUGAGAACACAUUGGAGAGCCUCGGCCUUAGCGGCAGCCAGCAGCUCAGCGUGGAGACCAUGAUUCUGCUCACGUUGCAGUACCUGGCACGUCUAGGUCCGGAUCAGAUCCCCCUUCGUGAAGAGCUGGAGCAGAUCGUCCUGAAGGCCAUGCUCUGCUGUCCCGGCGGUACCGCUAUCUCCCCGUCCCAGCUGCCUUGGCUGGCUCGCUUGGAGGCCAGCGUUUCCGGUGGCGCGGUCCAAGUGGUGGUCACCCACAAUUCGCUGGGCGAGGGCAUCUGCGAGUCACUGCGCUCCCUCAGUGAGGGCCCCCACCUCCGGCAGUCGCUUCCCACCUACGUGCUUAUCAUAUACUCCUCCAAGAUGAGCGGCAACGAGUUCUGCGUGAUGGUAUUAGGAAAGUACCAAGCGAGGGCUUUAGCUGAAGGCAUGCUGACCACCAACGAGUUCCUGAAGGAGAUCAGCUACGAGCUCAUCACAGGCAAAGUCAGCGUGUUGGCGUCUCACUUCAAAACCACCUCUCUAGGGGACAAUCUGGACAAGCAGCUGGUGCGGUAUCAGCGGCGACGGAAGGGCCAGGUCAUCCAGCCCUUCCAGGGCGAUGUCACUGACCACAUCCACUCGCAGGAGGCCGCCAGCAUGUCACCACCUUCGGACAGAGAACUGCUCGGCAAGGUCUUCCAGAUCUUUCCGACGCAGUUGAGCGUGGCCCGACGCCUCCUCUCGCAGGUCUGCUCCAUCGCCGACUCGGGCAGCCAGAACCUGGACUUGGGCCGCUUCUGCAAAGUAGAUUUCCUGGUUCUGGUGCCGCCUUCUCACAUUUUGGUCAACCAGACGGCACAGCGCAUACGACAAUCAGGCGUCCUGUUGGACUUGGGGAUGGAAGAGUCAUGCCCGCCUCAGAAGUGCGACAAGUACGUGGUGCGCCUGGACGCUGACGUGCACGCCAAGAUGGAGGCCUUUAUGAGGAAAGUCAAACAGAACCCGUACACGCUGUUCGUCCUUAUCCACGACAACUCUCAUGUUGACCUCACCAGGUAUCAGACAUGCUGUUUAAAAAAAUACAUGUAUAUUUUGACUGCCAGUCUGACCUUGGUCUCUUUUUAUGAAGAUAACAAAGGGAGGAGGAAUUUAGCCCGCAUGGUGAUAAAACUAAACGGAAACAUCCGGAGAAUGCGUUGUAGUUAUCUAGAACCGAUUGAGAAAAAAAGAUGCUCAAUAUCACCUGACCUUUCUUCUUCUCGUCACUUUACAAGCGCUCUGUCGGGCUCCGUGUGCCACGGAGAGCUGCAAGGUCUGGCUGACCGCGUGGUCAACUGCCAGGAGGUCCUAGAUGCAAUGAACCUGCUGGUGCUGCAGGUCAGCUGCUUCCCGUACACGCUGCAGACCCGCCAGUCCCGCAUCAGCGUGCACAAUGAAGUGCACUGGCCCUCUGAUCAAAGUCUGGAGUCGCUCCCUCCCGGCGAGUUGGCCUACUUUGGGCUGGGCGACUACAGCAGAUCCCUGCAGUGGGGUGUGGCCAGCCCCAUUCUGCGCUGUGACGAUGCCUUUGAGAAGAUGGUCCACACACUCCUGCACAGACACCCCCACUUGCACAGCAUGGUGAUCCGCAGCUACCUGCUCAUCCAGCAGUACACGGAGGCCAUGAUGGCGCUCACCUCUUCGCCGUCGCUGAGAGACCACAUCACGCCAGAGACUCUAGCCAUGGUGGAGGACCUGAUCAACGCGCCCGGCCGGGAGGGCUCGCAAGGCCGCGGACACAUGCUGCUGGUGCGCGUGCCUUCGCUGCAGCUGGCCAUGUUGGCACGCGAGCGGCUCGAGGACGUGCGCGACAAGCUGGGCCUCCAGCUGUGCUUCGCCGUGCUGCUGGGAAGCCCCGCCUCGGAGAUCAUUCUGCCCAGGAACUUCACGUGUCGCCUACGGGCCUGGCGGGGAUGCGAGAAUGAAGACUGGGUGCCGCUCACCUACGAGGAUCUGGAGGGUCUGCCUUGCAUCGUCAUCCUCACGGGGAAAGACCCUCUUGGAGAGACCUUCCCCAGGUCUCUGAAAUACAGCGACCUGCGUCUGAUAGACUCCAGCUACCUGACGCGGACGGCCCUGGAGCAGGAGGUGGGCCUGGCCUGCACCUACGUGUCAGUGGGCGUGGUCCAGGAGCCCAAGAAGGUAGCCGGCCCUCGGGAGUCGGACGCCGAGAAGGUCGUUCAGGACGGCGAGGAGCUGGAGCGACCUCAGAGCAACGGCAGCGCGGCCACCAGGACCUCAGGACCCUUGGUGGAGAACGGAGUCAGUUCAUCCGACAACACGGAGGCUGUCCCGAAGCCCCCGGCCUGCGCGUCCAAAGGCGUCGACACGUCGGGCCUCAAGCAGGAAUGCGACUCCAUGGGCAGUCAGUUCCCCUCCAACCCUCCCAAAACCUCCUCCAAGGCCCCUCCGUCGCUGUACUCCAGCUCCUCCUCCUCCUCGCCGUCGCCCUCCUCCUCGUCGGCGCAGCGACCCAGCCAGUCCACGCAAUGUGGCCGCCGCCGCCACCCCAAGCCGGCGGCGCGCGUGUCGCCACGUACCGUCAUCAUGUCGCGGCCGGCGUACAACCUGCUGUCGGCCGACUCGGGCAGCCAGCUGAGCUCCUUCUCGCUCUUGCCCCAUGCCGACAUGGCCUGGAGCAGCCCGCUCAGGCCCCCGGUCACGGCGAGCCUGCACGGCUGGGAGCAGAGCGCCCACUAUCGCCGGUGGAGCGUCGCCAAGCAGCACCACGCCGACUACGAGGCGCCAUCCACGUCGCACCCUCGACGCCUCCUCCUAAGUGGACCGCCACAGGUGGGCAAAACGGGAGCUUACCUCCAAUUCCUUCGCAUCUUAUUCCGGAUGCUCAUCCGACUGUUGGAGGUCGACGUGUUUGAUGAGGAAGAAUCAGACGAGGAAGAGGCAAAUGAAGAGACGUCCAAGGUGGCAACGGGCGUAAAUGCGCAGUGGCCUGACAUCGAAGACAUACGCAAGCUUCCCUUUGACCCCAACCCCCGAGGCUCCAAGUUCAGGAAGGCCAGCCCCGUCCACUGCGACAAGACGCCAAAGCGCUCCAGAGUUCUGAAGGAAGAAGACGAAAGCCAAAGUGAAGCCAAGCAGGAGACCAAGUCCAUACGACUCACCCGCUUCGCAGCUCACAAUGCCUUUCAUCACUGUGAGCAGUGUCACCAUUACUGUGAUGCUAGCCCUGCAACGCAGCUGUCUGAGUGCACAUUCCACGCUUUCACCUUCUGCUCGUCCAUGCUCGGUGAGGAGGUCCAGCUCCAGUUUGUCAUUCCCAAAGACAAGGAGCAGCACUUUGUCUUCAGUCAACAGGGGAGCCACCUGGAAAGCAUGCGCCUUCCUCUGGUCUCCACCAAGGGGGUCUUUCAUGUUGGUGUCCAGGACCCCGACCUGUUGAAGAGCCCCAUUUUCACGCCAACGACGGGGCGCCAGGAGCACGGCCUGCUCAACAUCUAUCACGCCAUGGAGGGCGCCGCACACCUGCACAUCCUGGUGGUCAAGCACUUUGAGCUGCCCCACUACAGGAAGUACUGGCCCAACCACAUCCUGCUCGUUCUGCCCGCCAUGUUUAACAACUCCGGAGUCGGUGCAGCUCGCUUCAUGAUCAAGGAACUGUCCUACCACAACCUGGAGCUGGAGAGGAACCGGUGGGAGGAGCAAGGCGUCAAGCGGCAGGAAGUGUGGCCCUUCAUCGCCAUGAUGGACGACUCGUGUGUGUUGUGGAACGCCCAGCAGCCCGUAGACAACAGCGAGACAUCCGAGGGUGGCGGCUCAGUGCUUACCAACGUGUCCCUGAAAACGGUGCUGCGCCACAUGGAGACCACGCCCAAGAUCCCCCUCUACGCUAUGUGUGGAGCUCGCAAGUGGAACAGCGGCCUUGCUCGCAAGGCGCCCGGCAGGCCCUUCAGCAGGGGCCACCUGCACGACUUUGUCCUGCUCAACGUGGAUCUGACCCAGAACGUCCAGUACGACCUCAACCGUUACAGUUGUGAGGAGGUGGACUUCAAUCUUCGGGUCAACAGCAGCGGACUCCUGCUGUGUCGCUUUAACAGCUUCAGCCUGAUGAAGAAGUACAUUCCAGUCGGGGGCAACCAAGACUACAUGGUCAAACCCAAACUCAUGGUGCGCGCCUUGACUUGUCCAUACGGGGAAAUGGAAAACCCCGCCCCCAUCAGCCCUUCGCAGUACGUGUGCGCCCCCGACAGCGAGCAGACCCUGCUGGAUGCGCCGGCCCAGUUUCUGCUGGAAAAAUUCCUGCAGAGCUGCAGCCACCGAUUGUUCCCCAAAGCCGUUCAGAACCCGAACAACCCGGUCCUGUCCAUUGACAGCUACCUCAAUAUCAGCCCGGAGAUAUCCGUGUGCUAUAUCAACUCCCGUCCACACUCCACCAACCUCAACCACCAGGGCCUGGUGUUCAGCGGCCUGCUGCUGUACCUCUGCGACUCCUUUGUCGUCUCCGGACUCCUCAAGAAGUUCCGCUUCCUCAAAGGCGCCACCUUGUGCGUCAUCUGCCAGGACCGCAGCUCCCUGCGUCAGACCAUCGUGCGUCUGGAGCUGGAGGACGAGUGGCAGUUUCGCCUACGCGACGAGUUCCAGACAGCCAACUGCAGCGAGGACCGACCCCUCUACUUUCUCACCGGACGCCACGUUUGAACCCCAAACGAGCAAACGCCAGCCAUCAGAACUCGCCGGGGGAGGAGAACAAGCGUGAUGGACACUAAGCUAUGCUAUAAUUGUACGUCAACCACCCGUGCGCCCGCUCGUGGAUGUACGUGUUUAUCUCAGGGGUUUUUAAAAGGGAAAAAUCAGACUUAUGGGAAUGAGAGAUGUUUUCUCCCUGUGUUUACUUUCUUCCCGGCACCAAAGACAUCAUCGAGCUGCACCUUUUCUUGCCCCAUCAUGCCUUUCACUGCCUGACAACUCCACACAAAACACUGCCGACUGGACAUAUGACAGUACACGCUCUAUAGAAAGUCCCUUAUUUGGCGUCUUGUCAAAAAAAUAAAAUAAAAGGUGGGUGAGGAAAUCUGUGGCACCUGGGCCAUAUUGCAGCACAUUUUAUCCAGCGCAUCGUGCAAAGCCUUUUGAUUCAAAUUGAAUUUAAAGGAGACAUUAUUUGAUCUUAAAUCAUAUCACCGAGCACCACUUAUCAGAAACAAACCCUGUUAGCUAAUGCUAAUCAGUGCAGCCUAAAAAAAACUCAAUGCAGCUCUUCUUACCUUUUGGCUUGACUUGAUUCAAUCAAAAGUGGCUCCCUCACCCACACAAUUUGAGAAAUAAGCAGACAUUUAUUUGGUUCUUUAAUGUCACAUUAUUGCGUAAUAUUUCCAUAUGUCCCCUUUAAACACUGCCUUGUGUAUGGGAAAGGGAGAAUGUGUUUCCUAUGAGUUUGUGCACAGGGUUUUCCAAAGAAUAUGCCUUAAGGAGAAAUGAUGCUCACUCAUGCGUGGACCAUUGAGAGCAAGGCAAAACAGAGAAUUUUGCUAGAGCCAAAACAAAACAAAAAAAGCCAGAGAAAUAGACUACUGUACUGUUUAAAGUUUACCAUAUUAUUAUUAUUAAUAUAUUCUAUCAUGCCCCCCCCUCCCUUUACUUGCUAAGGGUUACUGAUGUGUUUUGUUUGUGUGCGUGUAACUUUGACCCACUUUUAGUGUCAGCAAGAAGAAUCUACCUAAAAUGUGUCUUUAACCGCGUAUCUGUAUGCGCUCACCAGGGAGUUGUUAUUUAUUUCAAGCAUUAUAGUUGGACUGAUAAUCAUGUGGAGAAAAAAAAAAAAGAAAGUGUUUGAUUGCAUGCGCCCUAGGGCGGGUCAAUCUACUGAAUGUCACUGAGGCGUGAGGAAAUGGAGUGAACUUGCACUAAACAAGUUGCCAAACCAAAUCAUGGAAUUUUAAUCCGGAACCCCCCCAAAAUGAUAGUGUUGAUCAGAAGUCUGCACCCCAAAAAAAGAAAAAUAAGGUCCACGUGAAUGAACGUUGAAUAAUAUGCAACUUGCUCACACAAUCUUCGCAGAGAGAGAGAGAGAGAGAGAGAAGCGGCACAGCGGCAGCGUCGGUCGGCAUCUACCUCAUGUUGUCACAGAAGAGCCGUGCUAUGUUGUCCUUGUUGUUGUUGUUGCUGUUUGAAAUUGAUGAAUGUAAUAAUAAUAAUAAAAUGACUUUUAAAAUCUUCA
This is a messenger RNA of Syngnathus acus (greater pipefish), 7795 nucleotides long. RefSeq names its product GREB1 like retinoic acid receptor coactivator (gene greb1l). The record is from RefSeq and is a predicted model, not a curated record. Lineage: Eukaryota; Metazoa; Chordata; Actinopteri; Syngnathiformes; Syngnathidae. The transcript has 30 exons. The coding region runs from base 103 to 6276 and encodes 2057 amino acids. Gene Ontology annotation, biological process: multicellular organism development; kidney development.